AUGUCCGUCCCAUCAUGUAAACAUAUUAUAGGCCGUCCUUCUAGCGGGAGCCCUACGCUGGCUAACUCUUACCCGGCUAUCUACCCACUUCUUCGGUCGAUCCUCCGGUCGAUUUUCGAGUCCUUUGUCUGUCACAUGAUAUCUAUCACUUGGUACGGGUGUCAUUCACCUGUCUCUCCACUCGAACAUGCGGUCGCGACUGGAGGUCCGGCAAGCAAAAAUGUCGAGUACCAUCCCGGAGCGGGGGGUUUUUGUUCAAGCCGCCAGUCCACCAGAGGUCUCCCCUCUGUAUGGCGUCGCGAGUCUCUUCUUCUGCCCUCUGCAGCUGCUCUAUACCCACUUUACCGGCCUGGCGCGCCUCUCAGCCAAUCAGAUCGCUGGAAAUCACCACCAGAGCCCUUUAUCAUCUUGCACGCAGAGGUGAAUGUCGCUUCAUACGCGUACGACUGCGAUAUUACCGAGGCCACUUUUUUUCACGUAUUCGACCAACCAGCUCCCAGGAAAAAAAAGUCGAGUAUACUCUACAUUAUUGUCAAUUGA
Messenger RNA from Lachancea dasiensis, 540 nucleotides. NCBI's taxonomy places the organism in Eukaryota, Fungi, Ascomycota, Saccharomycetes, Saccharomycetales, Saccharomycetaceae. The record is from the annotation of a GenBank genome assembly.